Molecule: messenger RNA, 4474 nt
Organism: Triticum aestivum (bread wheat)
Lineage: Eukaryota; Viridiplantae; Streptophyta; Magnoliopsida; Poales; Poaceae
Product: probable RNA-dependent RNA polymerase 3
Exons: 26
Coding region: 263-4474 (1403 amino acids)
Biological process (GO): siRNA processing
Cellular component (GO): nuclear RNA-directed RNA polymerase complex
Molecular function (GO): RNA-directed RNA polymerase activity
Source: RefSeq, a predicted model, not a curated record
CUUCCUUCCAUAAGAAGGAGCUCCUAUCCAUCCAUCCACACCAGCGACUCAAACUCAAAUCUGUGACGCCCCGAAGGAACCUUGAUGAGCGCCCUAGGCUCGACGGAGAUGCGCGCAGCUCGAGGGGCGGCACGACCAGCGAGCGGACCCUCUGGCGCAGCGUCGGCUCGCGGAGCUCGGCGAGGCGGCGGCCGUGCGGGUGCUGCAGAGGAUCGGGCGGUCCAGGCAGCCGGUGCAGAAUCUGUCCGCCUACAUCCAGUGGAUGAUGAAGCACGAGUCAGAGGAGCGCGCCGCCGCCGGCGGCUCCGUGCCGUCACAGCGAGGAGGUGAUGCUGUAUUGGGGACGGUGAAUCAUCACAUUCACAUUUCCUUGGGUCUCCCAACCCAUGCCACGAUCAAUGCCGGGAGCCCUGCCCGAUCGACGCAUUACAGUUUGCAGCUGCCAGGAAGCUCUGGCCAUGGCCUUGCGUCUGGGCCGCAGCAUCAGGCGGGGAUCGAGAGCCCGGCCCGGCAUGCCAUUGCUUCACCUACAAGAACGGUGUCCUCCCCAAGCCCCGUGAGGAACAUCGUAAAAUCUCUGCAUCAGUUGGCACUAGGAGGCCUACCGAGAAACGUAGGGGCUGAACUCGAUACACAGCCGACACCGGCGCGCAUGAUGCAAGCAGACCUUUCUCUUGUCAAUGCAAACACAUCAAAGGCAACAGCGAACCUGCACAUGACCACGAUGGCGCUUGGGGAGCUAGAGUUCAACGAGGUUUUCUUGAUAUAUGUGUACCUUGGCCGCAACAAGAUAGAAGAUGUGUGUGAGUUACGAGAAGAUUAUAUUAGGUCACUGCCUUCACUUUCAAUGAAAGAUUUUGAACCAGAAAUUUGGCACAGAUUUGGUCACAAGUUUGUAGCCGAAUCAGAUAGAAGGAGGAACCUUGACUGGGGGGAUUCAAGUAAGGCAAGAGUGUAUCAUUGCUGUUUGGAGAUAGCAGAUGGCUCCGUAGUUACCAUCUUUAAGGGGCCAUAUCUUGAAACCUCGAGGAACAAGCUGCAGAAAGUUGUUGGCGAUGAAAACAUUCUUGUUGUGAAGUUCUCGGAUAUACCUGGGCAAAGAAACUUUGGCAAUAACGUCGGUGCCUACUAUAGUGUUUACCAUAAGGUUGCUGAAGAUGGCAUCAGCUUGGGUUUGCGUCGUUACCGUUAUCUCAUUCACAAAGACGGGGGCAAGGAGGAGAAACGAAAAGAGGGAACCAAGAAAUUUUCUUCCGGUGUUAAAUGCUACUUUCUACGCACUGAAUCUGGGUGGAACAGAGAUGAUGGUUAUAUCCUCUCCAAUAAAACAAUUGAUGAGGCCCGCAAACUUUUUAUGCACGUUCACACUGUUCCCACCUUGGCAAAAUAUUUGGCCAGGUUUGCUUUGGUAUUGUCCAAAGAUAGAAAUGGAAACAUUGUUUUCAGUCAUGGGGAGCCUUUGAUCCACACUGAUGGGACUGGCCUAAUCUCAGAAGAUAUAGCCAAUAAAUGCCCGACGAGUGUCGUCAAGGGAAACUUUUCGAGGACACCUGACCUGCAACUUCUUCCUGGAACUAUUAAGAUACGGCGGUCAAUGAUCAAAACAGCAUCUGAUCCAAAUCUACAGGACGAGCAGUCCUUUAACUCACUGGAAAUAGUUGGUACAAGCAAAUAUCCAAAAAGAGCCUUUACAUCAAGGUUUUUAAUCGCACUGCUUCACUAUGGAGGGGUUCCAGCAGAUUAUUUUUUGGAGCUUGUAAGGAAGGCACUAAAAGAUGUUGAGAAAGCUUGUUAUAAAGCUAGUGAUUCUCUCGAAGUUGCAUAUAACCAUGCCAACUUGGAUGAUUCCAUGUCGGCACGAAUGAUUCUUUCUGGAAUUCAACCUGAAGAUGAUGCAUAUUUGCAAUACCAGCUGGCUUUUAUGAGUCGAGAAGAAAGAGAAGGAAUCAAAUUAGGAAGGAUUCCUAUUGAGGAGAGUUACUAUCUGAUGGGCACAUCAGACCCUACAGGGACACUAAAGCCCAAUGAAGUUUGUGUGAUACACGAGAAUGGACAAAUUUCUGGAGAUGUUCUUGUCUAUACAAAUCCUGGGUUACAUUUUGGCGAUAUACAUGUGUUAACUGCAACUCCAAUUCCUAAUUUGGAGAAGGAGAUUGUAGGAUUUUCCAAAUAUGUUAUAAUAUUUCCUAUUUCUGGUCCACGGUCUUUGGCUGACAAGAUGGCUAACAGCGACUUCGACGGUGAUAUGUACUUUGUAUCAAGAAAUCCCCAGUUACUUGAGCACUUCAGACCAUCUGAAGCAUGGGUUCCGAGAAACCCACCAAAAAAAGUCGAACAAAAGAAUCCUCGGGAUUAUGGUGGACCCCAGCUGGAAAGCCUGUUGUUCAAAGAAUUUUUGAAAAGUAGAUUUGUACCCAGUUAUACGAUAGGUACAGCUGCAGAUUGUUGGCUGGUAUACAUGGAUCAACUUUUGGUAGGCCAAGUUCAAGAAAGCAAACGCGAAAUGGAAAUAAAGGAUAAGACGCUUGACUUAGUUGACAUAUACUAUGAGUCUCUGGAUGCUCCCAAGACAGGGAUCAAGGUCGAUGUCCCCGAUGCACUGAGGGUCAAAAAAUAUCCCCACUAUAUGGAAAAAGGAGAUGAUCGGUCCUACCAUUCAACAUCAGUGCUCGGACAGAUCUAUGACGAAGCAAAAGCAUUGUCAGAGCAGUCUAAAGAUAUUCCUCCAAUCAAUAUAUCGCCCGUGGCGUGCUUUACAGAGGUGGCCGUGGGGGUAACCAAAGAGCGCAAGGAGCAGUGGAAAAGGCUUUACGACGAGUAUCGAGGAGAGAGCACAGCCCUCUACGAUAAGAAGUACAGCAAAGAAGAGAGAGACGUGGGGUUUACGAAGCUUUACCAGGGAAAAAUAUCAGAUAUAUCGCCCGUGGCGUGCUUUACAGAGGUGGCCGUGGGGGUAACCAAAGAGCGCAAGGAGCAGUGGAAAAGGCUUUACGACGAGUAUCGAGGAGAGAGCACAGCCCUCUACGAUAAGAAGUACAGCAAAGAAGAGAGAGACGUGGGGUUUACGAAGCUUUACCAGGGAAAAAUAUCAGAUAUAUCGCCCGUGGCGCGCUUUACAGAGGUGGCCGUGGGGGUAACCAAAGAGCGCAAGGAGCAGUGGAAAAGGCUUUACGACGAAUAUCGAGGAGAGAGCACAUCCCUCUACGAUAAGAAGUGCAGCAAAGAAGAGAGAGACGUGGGGUUUACGAAGCUUUACCAGGGGAAAAUAUCAGGUGAUAUAUCGCCCGUGGCGCGCUUUACAGAGGUGGCCGUGGGGGUAACCAAAGAGCGCAAGGAGCAGUGGAAAAGGCUUUACGACGAAUAUCGAGGAGAGAGCACAUCCCUCUACGAUAAGAAGUGCAGCAAAGAAGAGAGAGACGUGGGGUUUACGAAGCUUUACCAGGGGAAAAUAUCAGGUGAUCUAAAGGUUGAAAAGCUCCUGGAGCAUCUAAGAUUAGGUGCUCCCGUAGCACCAGAUAUCUUCCCGCUUUACCAGAAGUACAGGCGGAUGCUGUACGACGCCGAGGAGUUCGACCCACAUGGGCCGCACCGCCAUGAGCCUUGCCUAGGCUUCCACUGCUACACGCACCAGCCGCCGGACGCAAUCGAUCCCACCAUCACCUAUGCGCACCGCCUGAUGCUCACCCGAUUGAUCCAUCAGAUCGAUCGCCGCACAUCCCACGGGUUCACGCUGCCACGGUCUCUGCAUCAUCGUGAUGCACACAAUCAUGACUAUAUAUCGCCCGUGGAGCGCUUUACAGAGGUGGCCGUGGGGGUAACCAAAGAGCGCAAGGAGCAGUGGAAAAGGCUUUACGACGAAUAUCGAGGAGAGAGCACAUCCCUCUACGAUAAGAAGUGCAGCAAAGAAGAGAGAGACGUGGGGUUUACGAAGCUUUACCAGGGGAAAAUAUCAGGUGAUAUAUCGCCCGUGGCGCGCUUUACAGAGGUGGCCGUGGGGGUAACCAAAGAGCGCAAGGAGCAGUGGAAAAGGCUUUACGACGAAUAUCGAGGAGAGAGCACAUCCCUCUACGAUAAGAAGUGCAGCAAAGAAGAGAGAGACGUGGGGUUUACGAAGCUUUACCAGGGGAAAAUAUCAGGUGAUCUAAAGGUUGAAAAGCUCCUGGAGCAUCUAAGAUUAGGUGCUCCCGUAGCACCAGAUAUCCUCCCGCUUUACCAGAAGUACAGGCGGAUGCUGUACGACGCCGAGGAGUUCGACGAUAGCCUGAGGAACUACAACGAGGUGUUCGGCGAGGCCUGUGCCAUCUACCAGAUCGUCUAUGAGUACGCGCAGAGUCAGAACAAGGCUACAUUGUGCGGCUUUGCGUGGAAGGUCGCCGGCCGCGCACUGUGCCAUCUCCACGCAAUAAAGCGUGGCGGGGAGACGGUGCUCUGCUCGCAAUCCGUCCUCCGGGACGCUUUCAAGAAGAACCGUUGA